Messenger RNA from Clupea harengus (Atlantic herring), 1649 nucleotides. Its product is annotated as cytochrome P450 2J2-like. NCBI's taxonomy places the organism in Eukaryota, Metazoa, Chordata, Actinopteri, Clupeiformes, Clupeidae. Gene Ontology annotation, biological process: xenobiotic metabolic process. Gene Ontology annotation, molecular function: oxidoreductase activity, acting on paired donors, with incorporation or reduction of molecular oxygen, reduced flavin or flavoprotein as one donor, and incorporation of one atom of oxygen; heme binding; iron ion binding. Gene Ontology annotation, cellular component: cytoplasm; intracellular membrane-bounded organelle. The record is from RefSeq and is a predicted model, not a curated record.
CCCCGUGAACCAAAAUUGUGGCAUUUCCUGUAUCACUUUCCCCUUUAAAAGCAGGCAACACCUGUAAAUCAACGUGAAAUGAACGCAGGACGAUAACUCGGUCUGUCACUAACCUAGUCUCGAAAAUGCAUCUUAGUCUGCUGCUGGAAUCGCUCGACCUGAAGAGUCUAUUGCUUUUUCUUGUGAUAUUCCUUCUAAUUGCCGACUACCUGAAGAAUCGAAAACCCCCUAACUACCCCCCAGGGCCAUUGGCAUUACCCUUUGUGGGAAACAUCUUCAACAUCGAUUCCAAACAACCACAUAUUUCCCUGACGAAGUUGGCUGAGGUUUAUGGCGACGUUUUUGCUUUGCGUCUGGGCCGAGACCAGUUUGUGUUCGCCGCGGGCUAUAAGAUGGUGAAAGAGGCCCUUGUGGGUCAGGCAGAGAACUUUGUUGAUCGGCCCUUUAGUCCAAUGGGUGAAAGAAUGUACCCAGGAAAUGCGGGUCUGUUCUUCAGUAAUGGGCAGAGGUGGAAGACGCAUCGCCGUUUCACUCUGACCACGCUCCGAAACUUCGGCUUGGGGAAGAAGACAAUGGAGAACGCCAUUUGUGAGGAAACCCGCUACCUUCAGGAGGAGCUGGAGGGCCAAAAAGGCGAUCCAUUUGAUCCAAGAGUUCUUCUCAGCAAUGCCGUUUCCAAUAUCGUUUGUCAGAUGGUAUUCGGACGGCGGUAUGAUUAUACUGAUCAUACUUUCCAGAAGAUUCUUCAGUUGUUGAACGACAUAUUAUACGUACAGGGAACAGUAUGGGGCCAGCUGUAUGAGGCCUUUCCUGCCAUAAUGAGGUACCUGCCUGGGCGACACAAUGACAUUUUUGGCUACUUUGAACACAUCAGUGCUUUUAUAAGGGAAGAGGUGGAGAGACACAAGGACAGCUUUGACCCAAACAACCCCAGGGACUACAUUGAUGCCUACAUCACUGAGAUGAGAAGUGGUUCAUGUGUCCCCACUGAUGGCUUUGAUGAGACCAAUCUGGUUCUAAACUCACUGGACCUGUUUCUUGCCGGGACGGAAACAACGUCCACAACCCUUCAUUGGGCCAUGGUGUACCUGAUCAAAUACCCAGAUGUACAGGAGAAGGUGCAAGCAGAAAUUGACAGUGUUAUUGGUCAGUCACACCAACCCAGCAUGGCUGACCGAGCCAACAUGCCCUACACUGAGGCUGUGGUCCACGAGAUCCAGAGGAUGGGGAACAUCGUCCCGCUGAACGCUCUACGAAUGGCUGAGAAGGACACAACACUAGGAGGAUACUUCAUACCCAAGGGGACAGCUCUGAGGACCAAUCUGACCUCAGUGCUGUAUGAUACGUCUGAAUGGGAGACACCAGAUGAAUUCAACCCGGGUCACUUCCUGGACACAGAGGGCAAGUUCAGGAGACGAGACGCCUUCAUGCCCUUCUCUGCAGGAAAGCGGGUGUGUCUGGGGGAACAGCUGGCUAGGAUGGAGCUCUUUUUGUUUGUCGUGAGCCUGUUACAGAAAUUUAAGUUUUCCACGCAAGAUGGAGUCGAGUUAAGCCUGGAAGGAGGGGUGGGAGGCACACGCUGCCCCUACCCCUUCAAAAUCUUUGCACACACACGCUGACACACACACACACACACACACACACACUAA